This is a messenger RNA of Vicia villosa (hairy vetch), 279 nucleotides long. RefSeq names its product large ribosomal subunit protein uL2-like. The record is from RefSeq and is a predicted model, not a curated record. Lineage: Eukaryota; Viridiplantae; Streptophyta; Magnoliopsida; Fabales; Fabaceae. Gene Ontology annotation, cellular component: cytosolic large ribosomal subunit; ribosome. The transcript has a single exon. Gene Ontology annotation, molecular function: RNA binding; structural constituent of ribosome. Gene Ontology annotation, biological process: cytoplasmic translation. Bases 1 to 279 code for a protein of 92 amino acids.
AUGUUGAAUUUGGCUUGUUCUAGGAUCAAGCUUCCUUCUGGUGCCAAGAAGGUUGUGCCAAGUGAUUGUAGGGCUAUGAUUGGGCAAGUUGUUGGAGGUGGAAGAACUGAGAAGCCCGUGUUGAAGGCGGGUAAUGCAUACCAUAAGUUUAGAGUGAAGAGGAAUUGCUGGCCCAAGGUUCGUGGUGCACCUCCUGGACAGAAGGUUGAUCUCAUUGCUGCCAAGAGGACUGGUCUUAGGGGACAAGCUGCUGCAAGUGCUGCUAAGGCCGAUAAAUGA